Kalmanozyma brasiliensis GHG001 is the source of this 1203-nucleotide messenger RNA. RefSeq names its product Alpha/beta hydrolase fold-3. Gene Ontology annotation, molecular function: hydrolase activity. The transcript has a single exon. The coding region runs from base 1 to 1203 and encodes 400 amino acids. The record is from RefSeq and is a predicted model, not a curated record. Lineage: Eukaryota; Fungi; Basidiomycota; Ustilaginomycetes; Ustilaginales.
AUGCUGGACGCACUCAUCAUCAAGGCGAUACGCGCCAUCCUGCCACUCGCAACCCCACUCAUCACACCCAAGCAGUCGCCCGCACCCAAACCCAACGUCACCACCUACAUCCCAUCCCCCUUCGUACCGGGCAAGAUCACACGCAAGGAGCAGCGACGUCGUCUCAAGACGGACAUCUACUGGCCAUCAGGCUCCCCCACCGAUACAUCGCUGCCCAUCGUCAUCAACUUCCACGGCUCCGGCUUCUGCUUCCACACGCACGGCGAUGAUUCGCGCUUCUGCUCCUAUGCUGCUCGUACGCUGCCCGCCAUUGUCAUCGACGUCGACUACUCGCAUGCACCCGAGAACCCGUGGCCCGCCGCCGUCGAGGAUGUCGAUUCGGCCAUCCAGUUCGCCAAGCAUUUCGCCCGAGAGAACCGCAGGCAGAGUCUACAGGGUGCCACUGGCCACAAGGAGUGGGACUGGGACGCGAAUCGUGUCGCCCUCGUCGGAUUCAGUUCGGGCGGCAACCUGGCGCUCAUCGGCUCGACACGCGCUGAGGUGCAUGGCGGCGUCCAGGCAGUCGUUGCCUUUUACCCUUCGACCAAUCUCGACGAGGAUCCGUACGCAAAACCGCAGUUGGGGCCCAUGAAGGGCGCAGCAGGAGGAAAGCUGCCCCCGUGGCUCCGCAAGAUUCUCUACCACUGCUACGUGCCCAUUGAGACGGUGAAGGAUCGUAAGCAGCCCUUGAUCUCGCCGUUGUACGCCGAUCCGGGUUCCUACCCGCUCAGCGUCACGAUCAUCACGGCAGAACAAGAUAGUUUGGCGAGGGAAGGCCGAAAGCUCGCAGACAAGCUCCUCAACACGUCCAAGUUCAAAGGCUCAAUCACCCACUGGGAGGCGCCCGGUCAAGGUCACAACUGGGAUAAGAUGACCAAAAAGGGUUCGGAACCGGCCAGGCUCAAGGACGAGGCGUACGCGUUGACGGUUCAACGCAUCAGGGAUGCCUUUGCAACCGCCAAUUAUGACGCACAGGACGAUGACGGGGAAGAGACGCUCGAUCACAACCACAAUCAGCAGAGUCGGACGACGAUCGGCAAAAGGCGGAGCGUUGGGAUAUCGGAUGGACACGGAGACGCUCGCUCGUUGAAUAGCUUCAAUACUGCAGCCAGUGUGGUCGGUCGCGACUCGCUGAGUAGACCAAUCAGGAGUCCCAGGAUGUAG